This is a messenger RNA of Trichoplusia ni (cabbage looper), 2213 nucleotides long. RefSeq lists its product as uncharacterized. The transcript has a single exon. The record is from RefSeq and is a predicted model, not a curated record. Lineage: Eukaryota; Metazoa; Arthropoda; Insecta; Lepidoptera; Noctuidae. The coding region runs from base 148 to 1986 and encodes 612 amino acids.
AAUGUCAUCGCUACAUUUAAAACAAAAGAUGAUUUAUUACCUUUGAGAUCCAGCGAAACCCAAAGAAAAUAGUCUAUUUAAUUCAGAUAGUCUGGUGAACUUUUGAUUAGAAAUGUUAUAUCAAAGCCUCGCGUCUCACCUUUCAAUAUGUUGAGAAAAUUCUUAAAGAUUUUUAUGUCUAUUAAUACAGUCUUGUGUUUCAAUAUUAGUUUGAAAAAAGACGAUAUAAUAAGCUGUGCGAUCGGCGUAGCAAAUAAUAACUUCAAUUUUCGGAAACCAACUGUCGUAUUGCACUCGGGCGUCGACGAUCAGCUUGUUACUGAUUUUCUCAUUGCUUAUAAAGGUGCCGUCACAAUUAAUACAAUAGAGAAUGGGCCAGCGAAGCAAGUAGUAAUCAUAGCGGAAAAUUACCAGCACUUCAUCAAGUUACUGGGGAGAGUGAAGAUAGAUGUCAGAGGAAGAAGCCUAUUCCAUGGUGAAGCGAAAUUCUUAGUAGUGCUGAAUGCCAAUCGGAAGAAAAUCGAGAACAUCAAUGAAUUUCUGUGGAGCUAUGACGUCAUAGAUGUGGUAAUCAUAACUAAAGAUAAAAAGGAUCGCAUUGCUUUGUAUACAUACUUCCCCUACAAAAGCCACCUGAACUGUCAGAACACAGAACCAGUAUUAAUAAGCUAUUGGCAAGAAGAAAUGACGUAUGUAAAAAUGUAUCCAGAUAAAAUGCGUAACAUGCACGAGUGUCCUCUGUAUAUAUCAACGAAUAAAAUCUAUUCGCAAGGGGUCGAGAGGAAGAUACCGCUACACGCCAUACAAAAACAAAUAGUCAGGCUCCUCAGAGACAUCAUGAAUUUCACUCCUAUAGUGUCAGCGAAAGACUAUGUCAGUAUCGAUUCGGAUAGAGCGAAAAACUGGUCUGAUUCUUUGAACGACGUUAUCAUGGGAUUCGCAAAUAUUUCAACUUGUACUAUACCUUUGGGGGUGGAUAGGUUAGGGUUGUUAGAUUACUCGAUGCCGUACUUUAGGAUCCGUAUAGCCUGGCUGGCGCCACCAGUAGCUCCAGGACCGGUGUGGUGGCGACUACUUUCUCCGCUGAACGGCUAUCUGUGGCUUAUCUUAUUAGUGGUCACCUUUCUAGUCAUAUCCCUUCCUUACAUCCUAAAAUUACAUCGGAUUAAAAAGUUUUGCAGAAAAUACUUCAAGAAUUUCGACAAGGUCCACGGUGCUGCUUUUAGAGUUUGGGGAGCUAUGUUAGGACAAACGAUUCGAGUCGCACCCAGACGGUUCAGAGAUUUUUACAUCGUGGGCUUGUGGUUGUGGUUCACAUUUGUGGUCCGAAGUGCAUAUCAAAGCGUGCUUAUUGGAGCUCUGAAGACGGAUACUAUCACCGGUAACUUUGCAAACCUAAAAGAAACAGUGGACAAUGGGUAUAAGUUUGGAGGGCGAGCAGGCAUCUACGCCCAUUUUGAAUUCGAUCCUCUAAUAAGAGAUGGUUUCGAAAUAAUUCCUGAGGCAAAGUUCGAAGAUUUGUUUCGUGAUGUGAUCGAGAGUAAAAAGAAGUUUGUGUUAGCCGCUUCAUUAGAGUACGCUUAUAUGUAUUGUUUGGCUCAAGGGAAGAAGGAAAAUGAGUGUGGACAUGUGCUACCAGACUCAAUACUCACGGUACCACUGGUGGUGUGGAUGAAGAUGCACUCGCCUUUCAGUCGGCCGUUAAAUAAUUGGUUACCGCGGAUGAUAGAAAGCGGUCUAUUAGAAAAAGAUGCGAUAGGGAAAACUAGCUACGUUUCCAUGGUUACUUCAUCCACAGACCCUACAGCUCUGACCUGGCACCAGAUGGUCAGCUGCUUUCUUUGCCUCAGUUUUGGUUCAGCCAUUUCUAUAACAGUAUUUUUAUUGGAGAUUUUGAGGAAGAAAUCUUCGAGGUACACAAUAGUGAAGAAAAGCUUAGUAGACGGAUUGGAGCGGGAUCGCGAAUUCUUCACUUAUAAAGAGUAAUUAAUUUUGCUUUAUUAUCUCAGUUGUUUGCAGUGCCAUUAAGCUUAAGUAGGAUAACUUAGGUUGAGAUUACGUACACUAGUUCAACAGUUAGGUCAGUCAGGUCACACUCGCCGAGUAUUAACCUCAUUCACAUUUUCUUUCAGCACAAACAAGGUCAUUUAGCCAUAUUUAUAUCUCUAAUAAUAAAAUAAAACCACAAAAUAUUUUUCGUAUUUUAUUUAUCA